CACGUGACAAAAGGGGCGAGGCGGAGCUUCUCCGUUCAUAUCCCGACGUCCCUCGCGUUUCCUCCCUCUUUCGUCCUUUCCGGGAGCCAAGAUGUCUAAGCGAGGACGAGGUGGGUCUUCUGGAGCCAAGUUCAGAAUUUCAUUGGGUCUCCCAGUGGGAGCUGUUAUCAAUUGUGCUGAUAAUACAGGUGCCAAGAACCUGUACAUCAUCUCUGUGAAGGGAAUUAAGGGAAGAUUGAAUAGGCUUCCUGCAGCUGGUGUGGGUGACAUGGUAAUGGCCACAGUCAAAAAGGGGAAACCAGAGCUCCGGAAGAAGGUUCAUCCAGCAGUGGUAAUAAGGCAACGGAAGUCAUAUCGGAGAAAAGAUGGUGUGUUCCUAUACUUUGAAGACAAUGCAGGGGUUAUAGUAAACAAUAAAGGCGAGAUGAAAGGUUCAGCCAUCACAGGACCUGUUGCUAAGGAGUGUGCUGACUUGUGGCCUAGGAUUGCAUCUAAUGCUGGAAGCAUUGCUUGAUUCUCUCCUAAAGCCCACUUGUAAAAUCACCUCAUGAAAAUGCCAACUGAUUUGC
This is a messenger RNA of Dromiciops gliroides (monito del monte), 569 nucleotides long. RefSeq names its product ribosomal protein L23 (gene RPL23). The record is from RefSeq and is a predicted model, not a curated record. The coding region runs from base 92 to 514 and encodes 140 amino acids. The transcript is spliced from 5 exons. Gene Ontology annotation, biological process: translation. Gene Ontology annotation, molecular function: large ribosomal subunit rRNA binding; structural constituent of ribosome. Gene Ontology annotation, cellular component: ribosome; cytosolic large ribosomal subunit. Lineage: Eukaryota; Metazoa; Chordata; Mammalia; Microbiotheria; Microbiotheriidae.